Messenger RNA from Erpetoichthys calabaricus (reedfish), 11279 nucleotides. RefSeq names its product gamma-aminobutyric acid type A receptor subunit alpha3 (gene gabra3). Gene Ontology annotation, biological process: gamma-aminobutyric acid signaling pathway; signal transduction; monoatomic ion transmembrane transport. Bases 330 to 1724 code for a protein of 464 amino acids. Gene Ontology annotation, molecular function: GABA-gated chloride ion channel activity; inhibitory extracellular ligand-gated monoatomic ion channel activity; transmitter-gated monoatomic ion channel activity involved in regulation of postsynaptic membrane potential. The transcript has 10 exons. NCBI's taxonomy places the organism in Eukaryota, Metazoa, Chordata, Cladistia, Polypteriformes, Polypteridae. The record is from RefSeq and is a predicted model, not a curated record. Gene Ontology annotation, cellular component: dendrite membrane; postsynapse; synapse.
CGCUGCCAGGCAGCACCAAUGUGAACUGCUCGAAAGCGCACGAAGGGAAGGAAGGGGAGACGCGGAGGAGGAGGAGGAGAAGGAGGAGGAGGAGGAGGGUUUCCACAAGAACAGCUCUCCCUAAUUCGAACAUCUUCACCGAGCACUUCAGAUUCUGCCGGACAAACAACUAUCGCGCAGAAAGAAAGAGAGAGAGAGAGACAGAAAAAAAAUUACAAGACUGGCGGACUAUUUAGCAAUAAACCGGAUACACUGACAUUCCUGGUCGUCUACAGAAAAAGGAGAGAAAAUUGUCAUUUCGGUGUUCGCAAACAUUUCCUGUAUGAAACAUGGCCAGAAGAAUUACCUGUUUUCCAUCAUUUCUGUCUGGAAUAUGGAUACUUGCUUUGGUUAUAGCCUUUCUCGCACAUCCAGGAUCUGGAAGGCAUGAUGCUGAUUUACCAGAUGAUGGCAAAGAUAACAUCACAAUUUUUACACGAAUCCUGGACAGACUUCUGGAUGGAUAUGAUAACAGGCUGCGGCCAGGUUUAGGAGAAAGUGUAACAAAGGUUGCCACUGAUAUCUAUGUAACCAGCUUUGGACCUGUUUCAGACACAGACAUGGAAUAUACAAUUGAUGUCUUCUUCCGGCAACGGUGGAAUGAUGAGCGUCUGAAGUUUCAUGGUCCAAUGAAGAUUCUCCCACUAAACAACCUUCUGGCAAGCAACAUCUGGACACCAGAUACAUUUUUUCAUAAUGGGAAGAAAUCGGUAGCGCAUAACAUGACGACACCUAAUAAGCUACUCAGACUGACAGAAAAUGGAACGUUACUCUACACUAUGAGGCUAACAAUACAUGCAGAAUGUCCGAUGCAUUUAGAAGAUUUCCCCAUGGAUGCCCAUGCUUGUCCUUUAAAAUUUGGAAGCUAUGCCUAUACAAAUUCUGAAGUUGUUUAUACGUGGACCCAUGGGCAGGAGAAAUCAGUUGUGGUAGCAGAAGAUGGUUCACGAUUAAAUCAGUAUGAUUUACUAGGUCACGCUGUUAGCUCUGAAAUAAUCCGAUCCAGUACAGGAGAAUAUAUAGUAAUGACAACGUAUUUCCAUUUGAAAAGAAAGAUUGGCUAUUUUGUGAUUCAGACAUACCUGCCUUGCAUCAUGACGGUCAUUUUGUCCCAGGUUUCCUUCUGGCUGAACAGAGAAUCUGUGCCUGCUCGUACUGUUUUUGGUGUCACCACUGUUCUUACAAUGACAACCCUGAGCAUCAGUGCAAGAAAUUCUCUACCCAAAGUCGCAUAUGCGACUGCCAUGGACUGGUUCAUGGCUGUGUGUUAUGCCUUUGUUUUUUCAGCACUAAUUGAAUUUGCAACUGUAAACUAUUUCACAAAACGGAGUUGGGCAUGGGAUGGAAAAAAGGCUAUGGAAGCACAUGAGUUCAGGAAAAAGGAUUCUGCUCCACUUUCAAAGAAAGCCAAUAACACUUACAACAUUGUUGGGACAACCUAUGCCAUCAAUAUUGCUAAAGAUCCUGGCUUAUCUACAAUUUCUAAGAGUGCAGCAGCUCCAGUGAAGAUACAACGAAUUGAGGAAAAGUCUCCAGAAAGCAAGAAAACCUACAACAGUGUUAGCAAAGUUGACAAAAUGUCUCGUAUUGUAUUCCCUGUCCUUUUUGCAAUUUUUAACCUGGUUUAUUGGGCAACAUAUGUUAACAGAGAACCGAUAAUUAAGGGUUCAAGUCCCCAAAAAUAAAAAUAAAAACUUUCAAAAGCAGCUAGAUUUUCAAGGCCAAGUGUUGUCAAAAAUCCUUUUAUUUCUUUAUACCGCUAAACUGUUUAUUAGAGUUAUAUACAAAUUUUUCUUUAUUCUCUACAGGAAAUAUAAUCCUUUCACAAAUUACUGUGAUGAUUAGAAAGCAAAAAUUGACAAGAGUAAAGUGGCAGCUUUUUUUCUGUGUGUUUUAAAAAUACAAAUAAGGUAGGUCAAGAUCUGUGAAGUUAUCCCAGAAUAAUACAAAGAAUUUUUACUUCUCUCUAGGCAGCAAUGAAGCGUUUUAGUAUACAGUAAUCUGAUAUUUAAUAUUUGAAAGUGCCAAUUAAGGGAUGUGCUUACUGACAUAUUUAAACAGUGCCAUAUACCAGCAUAUAUUGCAUCGCAAAACACUGCUGCUGUUAUUUCAUGCCUCAAAAAUAAAUGCAGUGCUCGACAACACUCAGUAAUUGUUGGUGUAAUGUUUUGUGAAUUGGUCUCUUGGAUUUGCAUUUUAUUCAAAUCCUAUAACGGUAAACAGCUAAGAAAAUGCAGAAAAACAGUGUUAUACUAAUCAUAUAAUCCAAAUUUUUUGGUUGGUCAUAUAAUAAAAAAUGUUAACUUUUAAGUGCAGCAUUGGCUGAUACUGUGGAGUUUAUUAACAUAAUUUCAUUCACAUAGUCUGAGUAAUGCAUGGCCAUGCAAUGUGAAGAGCUAUUUAAUUGAAUGAAAGGCCUCUCGACUCUUAACUUCAGUUAAGUCCUGUUUAUUGGAUAGUAUACAUAUUAUAUAUUUAUUUCCAUCUUGGAGUAACCAGGCAGGAACCAACUCUGGAAAGGGAGCUAAUCUAUCGCAAUUGUCUACUACAUAUACUCACACAAGACUGUACAUUUACUUAGAAGACAACACUUUAGGGAAGCCAAUAAAACUAACAUGUGAGUCUUUAUGAUCUCAAAGGCAUCCCGAAUGACUGGAAAAAAUGCCUGAAAUACAAUGAGAAUGUGUAAACUUCAAACGUUCAGUGGCUGGCCUGUGAAUUUAAAUUCAGUGCCCUGGAGCAAGCCAGUGACCAAAAGUACUGCCACACAGAUGUGUAUGUUUGUAAACAUACACAUGGAGAGGUACAUAAUAUGCAUUACCUUGGAAAAGUGUUUAGAUCCCAAAAAAAAUGCUUGAUUGUAAUUAUUUAAAGUCUUUUGUCUCCGACAUUUUUAAUAUUAAGUAAAAUUAGAACCAAUUUUUUAAGUGUUAUUUAUAAUCCCAAAUCAUUUGAAAAUGUUGAAUGCUCUUACAAGGCACUGCAUAAUAGAAAAUGUAUUUGUAUACAGUAAAUAUAUUGGCAGCUCUACAGCAUAUGUUCUGUCUGCACUGUAUAUUAUAUAUGCCUGGCAGUGUUGGGGAUAACAUGUUAAAAGUAACACAUGUUAUAUAGUCACAUUACUUUUUAAAGUAAUGAGUAACGUAACCAAAUACUGAACUUCUUUUCUUCAAGUAAAAAUACAUGCAUUACUUAAAAAAGUAAUAUGUAUUAAUGCGUUACUAUGAAAGAUUAUUCCUGCCAAUCCAAAAUUGCGAUUUAUUUUGCAAAAAUAUUGCCUUAUUUCGCCAAGAUGUUGCCUGCCACUGUGAAAGUAACAUCAUGCACAGUUGCGAUCCAGCUAUCUGGUUAAGCAUGUGAGUAGCGUUCAAUCAAGUGAGAAGAACUGUACAAAAGUUUUCUUUUUGAUUAACUAUUUAGAGAAUGAAAGGAGACUUCAGAAAGACAAAAUGAGAGGAGAUUAGCACUGUCCCACUCUCUUCCACCCAGAUUUGAAUAAACGUUAUACGUAAGUAUACAUUUAAUUCUGCAUGUGCUGAGGGGUCGGUUUAGGGUCACAGUGAGCAUCACAGCAUCGCUGGGUGUAAAGCAUGAAGCCGGUGGGCUUUAGCAGUUGGAAGACUCGAUCAAAGUGCUCUCCUAGUGCUGUGUCUGUGCCCCUCCUGCACUGCUUUUAAUAGCUGCCUUCUCCGUGGAUAAAGACACGUAUAGGACACCUUCUUAGUCCGGGCCAAGGGGCGCUACAGUAUUUAUAAAAUAUAAGAAAGGGAUCAAAUUUGGUUGUGUUUCUGGUCAAUUCCAUGAAAGUCCAUUGGUUUAGGAUUUAAUAACAAAUGCUGGCCAGUCAAAUGUGCUGCUUUUUAUAUACCAAAAAGAAGAAAAAGUAACCUAAAAGUAACGCACUGUUUGUGACACAUUACAUUUAAUUAUAAGUAACUAUGUAACAUAUUCAGUUACUGUUUUGUAAGAAGAUAAGUAAUGUAACGAAGUUACUUUUAAAAGUAAUGUUCCCCAAUACUGAUGCCUAUCUAUAUACAGUAGAUCCAUGCGUUAACACAUACAGUAUAUAUAAGAGUAAAUCUGCAAAAUACUUGACAAAUUCCAAUUUUGCAUUUCCUUGAACUUAAGAAGUCUGACAAACAAGAGGAGACAAUUCAGUCCAUAAAGCUCCUUUGCUAAUUUGUUGAAAGCAAACAUUUCUGUGAAUAUUGCUAAUACACAUUGAACAAAAGGGAUGCUUCAUGCUACUUUAUGCCAUAAUUCGUGUUAAAAUAUCAUUGACAUAUUUUAUGUCUCCACACAUUUGAGCAAUAGGCGUUAAGAAAAUGACGAGUCACAUAAACAGCAGAAAUAUACAAAAGGCCCUGCAUUUAUUUGCUAGAGUGAAGAGCAGUGAGAUAUUACAGUUUGCAUCUAAAAUGAGGCUGAAUCCUCUCACUCUCCAAAAUGACUAAUAUGGGCUUUGGUGGCUUCAUUUUUAUUACAUGAAGGCACACGUCCCUUGCACUUUCAUUGCAUUUCUAUAGUAGUUAAAUCUUAAGAUAUAUUUUAUCUUUUCUGCUAAAGGAAGGUCUGAUGGAAAAUUAUUUAUUUUUAAGUAAUUGCUUUAUAAUGUAUUUAAUUCACUUACCCAAAGUAAAAAAAUAUAUAUAAUUAUGCUUCUGAUCAGCCAAAAGAGACUCUAAAAUGUAAUAAACUGAUUUCAGUUACAAAUGCAUCUGUUGAUAUUAUGCUGCAUAAUUUCUUCUUUAAAAUAUCAACAAACUAGCAAGCAUAGUUCUUUGUUCUGAACAAAGCGUGAGGCCAAAUCUACCCUGUUACAGCGCUUUAGGAUGAUUUAUGUAUUUGAAUUCUUUCACCAGAAAAUAGUUUUGCUGUCAAUUAAUCUAAGGAGAUUUAGAAUUCAAAGUUUGCCUUAUCAAGAUUACAGUUCUUAGUCAUUGCCUGAAACAGUGUGAUUAAAAUUGUAAGUAUUUGAACUUGAAACUUGAAAAAAAAAUCUCUUUAAUGGACAACACUUGACCUUAUUUAUUUUUUAAUACGGAUAAGAAAACUGUGAUUCUUUUUUUAUUAUUGUGCCUGUUUGUUGUAAGAUCUAUGGCUUUAUUCUUUGUUUGCUUGCAUGUAUAAUGAAAGAAUUCACAAAGGUGUGUUUCUAAGAAUACUUUGGCAUCUUUUAAAUGGUUGAGCUUAUUCUGCAGUGAGUUCCAGUAAACUUUUAAAAGUAAAAAAAGAAGAGAAUAUCAGGGGAAUAACUGAACAAUGCUGGGCCUCUGCUCACUCAUCCAACAGGAUUUACUGGUAAAGUAUGUUCUAAACACAGCCCUCUGGACACUGCAGUUUCCAAACUUAUACAGAAAUCUCAAUCAAAAGCAAAAAUCUGUAUAGUAUUUUAUUUUCAUAAAUUCUUGAGAAUAAGAGGGCAGUGAUCCCCUGGGUGAUAACUGAGUUAGAAGGAGUGCUCCAUUAAAGGCUGAUGUCUCCUUGUGUAAGUGUGGUUCAGAUAUAAAUCCAAUUUUUUUAGCACCAUAGCCUUUAAUCUGUAAAACAAACCAAAUUUAUCGGCAGUACGUGUCACAGUGUGAGAGUAACAAUCUUGAUAAAUGAAGCUGGGAUGCCUUCAGGUGUUGUAUAACCAAUGAAAUUCUAAUUUUAAUUAGGAAAUAACUGAGUGACAAUCGAAAGUGAAGAAUGCAUUAAGCUUAUCAUUCAAAUCCUGAGUAAAACUGGAGUUUCAGUCAAAAAUGUAAAGCCGAGAGCAACGUUCAUUGUGAAACAUUGGAGAAAACACAUUCUGCUUUUUCAGAUUUAGCUAUAAGCAAAUUUUUACUGGACUGGUCUGCUCAAAGAAGCCUUUAGGAGGCACAGAUUUAACAAUGAUGGCAAAACUGAACAUUUUGGUUGAACGAGCUGAAGUUAUCCACGUGAAAACACUGCAAGGAGAAUACAAUUUCUUGUUUCUGGUUUACAAAUUCACCUUGUCAUAAACUCCUUGCUUAAAUAAGCUUCUCGUUUCUCUUUUAUUCCUCAGUUUAAUUUAAUUAAGCUUUUAGCUUCUUGGUCACCAAAGUAGCUUCCUUUCCUGUGCAGUUAGAUUUUGGCCUCAGUCCUUCAUGUCUUGUCUUCCAGUCACUUCUAUUAUUAUUGUAAAUAUUGUAUGACAAAUUCAUAUUUUACCUUUAAAUUGUAGCCAUUGUUAGGGUAACAGGGGAGCUGAGAGUCUAUCUUGGCAGAACUGAACACAAGUGAGGAGACCACCCUGAACAGAUUGUUACCAUGUACUGUUAGGACGUAUUCACAGACACCCACACUCGGACAUACUGAGGCAAUUCAGUAUCUUCAAUUAACCUAAAGAAGUGGAUGCCAUACCAGAAACCCCACCUAGACACAGGGGAGGCACUUCUUUAAAAUAUGCCCACCAUUUGUUAACUCGUACAGUUUAGAACUCGUUUAAGAACGGAAGGGCAGUGGAGUGAAGCAGCCAAUGAUAAUUUUAUAGAAGGCAUUUCAUUAAGAGCACAUGCUUUACAAACACAGAAGAAAGAAUGUGCAAACCUUUUAUGAUUUUUAGAAUAUGGGCAAAAACUACGUUGUUCUUCAUCUUGUUUAUAAAGCAGGGUAAGCAAAGACCAAGAGCCAAAGUAUAUCUUUUUAUGUCUUCAGAAGAAACACACCUGCGAUUUUAAUGAAAGGCAAAGGGUCGCCUUAAAUGUUGUUUUUUUGGAUGUGUUUGUUGGCAAGAUGCAUUUGCAACCAUAUUGCGAACAUUUAUAGAGCAGCAGGUUAAUGCAUGACAAUCCCUCACACUUUUAAACUUGUAAAUAUCAGGCUAGAUUAUUAUUCUCCAUUCUACUUUAAAAAAGCACAUUUCAUACUUCCAAUCUAUAAGUAUUCUGGCAAGCUUUAAAGACUUGGAUUGACACCAACCUGAAGUCAAAAUAUUGUGUUGGAGGUUUCCAUUUUUAUAGCAGACUAGCUGAACUACCCAGCAUUUCCCAUGUGGAAAAGAAAGUGUUUUUUUUUUUUUAAAUAUAAUUAAAAAACACACAACUUUAAAAAUAAAAAUAAAUUAACAAACAAUGAAGACUCACUAAUAUGCUUGUCAUGCAGUCUUGUAUGUAUGUUAUCAUCCAGAAACAACAGGUGUGCGGUGGUGCUCAAACAUAAAGAAUACUGGCAGUCACCUCCAGUUCGCCCUCUGGUGGUCGUUCCAAGUGUCAACUGGAUGAUAAAAUGCAUACAAGACCGCUAAGAUCACCCCCCACCCUACCCAGAAGGGGCUGGGUUAGGGUUGAAUUCACCCUACAGAAUUUUUAGUCGACCAAUGAGAAACAUGUGUACCAAGUUUCAUGAAAAUCACUCAAGCCGUUCAGAAGUGAUGCUGGAACAUACAUACACACACACACACACACAUUGACUUUUAUAUAUACAGAUUCAACAAUGCAUAAAAAAACUUUUUAACCCCAAACAAACAAAGAAGAGUGUCGUUAAUAAUUAUAAUGUACCACAGCCUCCUGCUCUGUUAAUAAAGUACUUCCCCAGCUGAUAAAACUGACCUUACAGAAGCAUGCAAACACUGGGACAGAGAUUUACUCCCUCCAGCAGGGCAGUUAGAGCAAAGCGAUGAUAUUCAGUUACUGAUUAUUUGUUUUCAAGCAGUCAACCAAUUACCUGUUUAUUUGGAUUUGAAUGAUUACUUAAAUCCAUCGGCCAAGACGAUUUGCAGCAGAGUCAGAUACAAGGUGCAAGUGUGGCGUGUAAUUAUGAUCUAUUGGUUAUGCAUCAGUGAAGAUGUCAUUGUUCUCUCUAACUAUAUUCUUGUUUAUCAUAUUAGUUAUCACAUAUCACACAGAUACUUUAUAAAAUUGAUAAACAGCCCAGAAGCAUCACAUUUGGGUACUGACUUUCCUUGGUAUGGCUGCCCACUUCCUUUGACUUUUUAAAAUCCGUGACUAUGUCAUGCCCACUCUUAUUAAAUCUGUCACUCAUUCGCCAAAUCAGGCAGCCAAUCAUAAUGUUCUAUUCCCUCCCAUGUGACUCGAGGGAAGGUUUUAUUUAUUUAUUAGAAAAAAAAUGCAAGACUCCAUUCAAGUAGCAGCUAAUACAAUUUGAUCAGCACAGCCACGGUGCGUUUCCCUGCAUACCCCAGUAAGCGUUCCUCACCAGGAGCCCAGUUUUACAUUAGGAGGCUAAUUGCUGACCCCAACUUUUACAUGUAUGCUCAUAAUGACUUUUUUUGUUGCAUAAAAUUGUUUUCUCUCUCUCUCUGGUAUGGCCCAGAUGUUUAGUUUAUUGAUCGUAUAGCUUUGUUGCACAUGUUUAUAUAUAAUCUGCAAUGCAGAUCUAACAUGAUGCGUAAAUAUAGGAAUAAAAUAAAAUGCAAAGACAUUUACCUUCACUGUGCUAGAGUCGAUAGAGUUUGGUGCCUAAUAUCAGAAUUAUGUUGGUCUCUGAGCUAGAUCAAUCUCAAUUUAAGACAAUCAUGUUGUUAGUGAAAAAUGAUCCUCUAAACAUUUUUACAUAAUUCAUUUCUAUUUCACUUUCUUGUGUCACGUAAAAACUGAAACUUAAAUUAAAAGUAAAACUUUUAAAAUGCAUCUAAAUUAAAAUCCAUUGAAAAAUCCCAGUUAAAAAUAUGUUCUGCAAUUCAUUAAAUAGCAAUGUUUUUAUUCUGGAUUUUAAAACCUUCAGUGUCAGUGCUAGAACUGUAGAACCUCACGUUUCUGUAAUUUUGUAGGCUUUGUCUUCUAAACUUACACAACAGGAUAGAAAUAGUUAUUACCAGAUGCAUUACCAAAUACAUUUUUUGAUUCAACAGCAUGUAUCACGUCAUAAGCUUUCAAAUAAGACCAAGAUCAGGGUUUUAGGCCCAGUGCUAUGCGAGUAAUUAUGUGACAGAUGGACACAACCCUUAGCAUUUUAUAUAGAUACUAGGUGUGCUACCUGCCUGAGAUGGGUUGAAAUCUAAGGCCUCAGCAUUAACGUUUGCAGUGCACCAUUUAUUGGAAUGUAUUUUGUAAUGCAUGUUGUAAUGAAAUGCAGAGCAUUUGUCAUUCCAACAGAUGGCCUAUUAUAAACAUUUGCCUCAGGCGCUGACAUCCAAGGUUCCAUCCCCAAUAAGGGCACGCAAAGGUGUGUACACCUGAUGAGCCCCAAUUAGGGCAAAACAAGUGUCGUGUACUCUUUGUAUUAUUUGGCAGGUACUGUGUCACAUUUGUAGUAAUAAAAUGCUUUUACUACAAAUGUUUGUGAUGCACCAUCUGUUGCAAUGACAAAUGUACUGCAUAGGUCUCUGUUAUAUGCCAUUUUGGUAGGGGAUUUGUAAGAGCAGUAUUAAUAUGUGUGAUGCACCAUUGGUUGGAAUGACAAAUGAAAUGCAUUUUAUUACUACAAAUGUUUGUUAUUUUCCAUCUGUUGGAGUGACAGAAACACGGCAACUGGAUGGACCCACAGAUACACAGACAUACUGCAUAUCCUUUUAUCAAGGUGAAUAUAUAUAUAUAUAUAUAUUUUUUUUUUUUUACAGUUGUGAGCAAAGAUGGAUAAAGUGACUCACUAAUGGUCACACUGUGAGUCAGUGUAGCCUCAGGCUGCACUUUGCCCAAAAUGUUAUUUAUAUGUUACAUUCACUGUCAAGUCCAUCUCAAGGAGCUUUAUAGGUCCACUAGAAUGAAGGGAUUCUUUUUCAGUCAGGACUGAUCCAGUAACCUUCGGCCACUCUCCCUGCCAACCCCAUUUCAUAAACAUUUAUGUGCGUGCAUGCAAUGUUGCAUCAUAUGAUACUCAUUAAUUUAUUACAACUGACAUCUGUUUUAAAUGUCCAGUAGCGUUACACAAUCCAUAUCUUACAAAUGAUACUCACAGCUCUAUUAAAUAAUACACUUAAGGAUGAAAUUAAAUUAAACACAUUAAUCAAGCUCUUCUAAGCAGUCAUUACAAAUUAACAGUAUCACUGGACACAAUCUGCUAAAAUGUAUUGCUUUGUUCUCAACAGCGGAUGAUCCAAAAACACAUUUCUUGUUAUGUCUGAUUCAGUGCCCCACUAAUUGUAAUAUUUUUAUGCCGUAAUAACAUCCAUGCUAAAUUGUGCCAAAAGUCCACAGCAGAGUCUUAUUCACCAGUCUUACAGUCCUGAUCAUUGUUAUUAACUGUGACUAAGGACCGAUAAAGAAGGUAAUAAAGAUUCAUGAUUCUUGUGUUUCUUCAUUCAAGUGUUUUGUUGGUUAUUGUUUAGUUGUAACUAUAACAACAAAGGAUACGAUUACAAAGUAUCUAAAAUACAUAUGUGAUGUCAGCCACUAUUUCAAAGUGUAUUUCCCAAAAUGCAGUUCAUUGUUGGUUAAAUGAUCAUGGACUACACAGCUGUUUAUUAACGCAGGACCUAAUUUUUGCAUUUCUCAAUGUGAAGUUUUCAUUUCAAUUUAAAAGGCAUGCGUUGCAUUUGCAACUUUGGUCUAACAGUGACAUGUCAUAGUUCUGAUAUUCGCAAUGUAAGUCUAGAAUAUAUUGAAAACGCAUUUAAAUAUCUAAAUAAAACCAGUUGGGUCCAAAUAUAUCAUUCCAUAUCAUGGCACAGUUUAAGGUUUAUUUUAUGUCAGCUACAUAAUUUUAACUUCUGUCUAAGGCCAUAAGUUUUAAAACCAUGCUAUAUUAUGAGAAAGUGUCAGGUUUCCUCUAUGCAUACAGUAUUAAAAAUGCAAAAAUGUUCUUGUGAAUAAAGUGGUUUACUUGAGGAGGUGAUUCAGAAACAAAGUACUGGUAAAUAAGAGGAUAUUCUUGUUUGUUUUUUGAAUAUAAAUGAUAGGGCCUUUAUAACAGAGUUAGCGGCCCUCUCAUUGUGCUCUUCACAGCCGGUGUUGUUUAAAGUCAGGUAACCUCUAGCAUGCUUGAUGACAUAAGAUGUUCAUAGCCUUAUUAUACUGGGAUUAUUUAAAAACAUAAAGAAAUUAACUCAUGUUAUCCAGCAUAUUCAGUAUUGCUUGAUUUUAUAAACAAUCCACAUGUACUUGUUUUUUCUGUAAUUUUUGGUUGUGUUGUUGUGUUCAGUUCUAAUGUUGCAGUCACAAUGUCUUAAUAGUAAAAAAUGAUUUAUUAACCUUUCUAUCUGUUAUAUUUGUUAGAUAAUGAAUGUAAACAUUGUGUACAUUCGAUUGUUUUUAUCAUGUUAACUGUUUUGAAUUUUCACUGUACUUUCAAUAAAAUUAAUAAAAAUUACCAAGCAAGUGUGUUUUAAUAAGCAA